Messenger RNA from Trifolium pratense (red clover), 2568 nucleotides. RefSeq names its product pentatricopeptide repeat-containing protein At4g16835, mitochondrial. Lineage: Eukaryota; Viridiplantae; Streptophyta; Magnoliopsida; Fabales; Fabaceae. The coding region runs from base 186 to 2102 and encodes 638 amino acids. Gene Ontology annotation, biological process: RNA modification. The transcript is spliced from 2 exons. The record is from RefSeq and is a predicted model, not a curated record. Gene Ontology annotation, molecular function: RNA binding; protein binding; zinc ion binding.
UUGUUGUGUUUAGAUAACAUGCCUCUGGAACAAAACAAUCCAUCAAUAGCCAAGAAUCACGUUUACCAGUACGAAGAAGAUCUUGUACUUUUACUACUCACUACUCAUGAAACUAAAAAACACUUCAAUUGGUGUUUGAGGUGAAACUGAUGCAACUAAGGUCUGAGAUUAUUGAUUCUUAACACAUGCAUUGUUUACGAUUCUUAAGGAGGAAGAAAUUAAACACUUCAUUAACCUCGUCCUAUGUUACUGUAACCAAACAUCAAACACUCACCCAAACCCACCAUGCGCAUCAUCAUCAACAGCAUAACAAUGUCAUUGCUUCCAACAAGAUCAUCGCCAGUUACGUUCGAUCCGGUGACGUUGAUUCUGCUCUCCGUGUGUUUGAUAACAUGACAGUGAAAUCCACAAUUACCUGGAACACUAUUCUCGCUGCAUUUGCAAAGAAACAUGGGAGUUUUGAAAAUGCUCGUAAACUGUUUGUUAAAAUUCCUGAACCAAAUACUGUUUCGUAUAACAUCAUGUUGGCAUGUUAUUGGCACCAUUUUGGUAUCCAUAGUGCACGUGGUUUCUUUGACCAUAUGCCCGUUAAGGAUACAGCGUCGUGGAACACUAUGAUUUCGGGUUAUGCUCAGGUGGGGUUGAUGGAUGAGGCACACAGGUUGUUUGUAGCAAUGCCGGAGAAAAACUGUGUCACGUGGAGUGCGAUGGUGUCUGGAUAUGUGGCUUGUGGGGAUAUAGAUGCUGCUGUGGAGUGUUUUUAUGCUGCACCUAUGAGGAGUGUGAUUACAUGGACUGCCAUGAUUACUGGGUACAUGAAAUUUAGGAAGGUUGAAUCGGCGGAAAGAUUGUUUACGGAAUUGUGUUUGAAGACUUUGGUGACAUGGAAUGCUAUGAUCGCUGGGUAUGUUGAUAAUGGUAGGGCAGAGGAUGGGUUAAAGCUUUUCAAGACAAUGUUGGAAACGGGGGUUAAACCUAAUAAUUUGAGCUUGACUAGUGUGUUGUUGGGUUGUAGUGAUUUAUCAGCUUUGCAGUUCGGUAAACAAGUUCAUCAAUUAGUUUGUAAAUCUCCAUUGAGCAGGGAUACAACUGCAGUAACUUCAUUGAUUAGCAUGUAUUCCAAGUGUGGGGAUCUUAGGGAUUCAUGGGAGCUAUUUGUUCAGAUUCCGCGGAAAGAUGUUGUAACGUGGAAUGCAAUGAUUUCUGGUUAUGCUCAACAUGGUGCUGGCAAAAAGGCUCUUCAUUUGUUUGAUGAGAUGAAAAAUGGAGACAUAAAGCCAGACUGGAUUACUUUUGUUGCUGUAUUAUUAGCCUGUAACCAUGCAGGAUUGGUAGAUCUUGGGAUCCAAUAUUUUAACUCAAUGGUUAAGGAUUUUAGUAUUAAGACUAGGCCAGAGCACUAUGCAUGCAUGGUUGAUCUUCUUGGUCGAGCUGGUAGGUUAUCUGAUGCUGUAGAUAUGAUAAAAAGUAUGCCUUUUAAGCCACAUCCUGCUAUAUAUGGUACACUUCUGGGUGCUUGUAGGAUCCAUAAAAACUUGCAGUUGGCUGAGUUUGCUGCCAAGAAUCUGCUUGAGCUUGAUGCAACUAGUGCAACUGGAUAUGUUCAAUUGGCUAAUGUUUAUGCGGCACAAAACAAAUGGGAACAUGUUGCUAGGAUCCGAAGAUUAAUGAAAGAAAAUAACGUUGUGAAGUCCCCUGGAUAUAGUUGGAUUGAAAUAAGCAAUGUUGUACAUGAGUUUAGGUCAAGUGACAGGUUGCACCCUGAAUUGGUUUCUAUACAUGAAAAACUAAAUGAAUUGGAGAAGAAAAUGAGGUUGGCAGGCUAUGUGCCAGAUCUUGAAUUUGCAUUGCAUGAUGUAGGAGAGGAGUUGAAAGAAAAGCUUCUUUUAUGGCAUAGUGAGAAACUGGCAAUUGCAUUUGGACUUUUGAAGGUACCAUUAGGGGUUCCAAUCCGGGUGUUUAAAAAUUUGAGCGUUUGUGGAGAUUGCCACUCUGCAAUCAAGUACAUCUCAGCUAUAGAAGGAAGAGAAAUCAUUGUUAGAGAUACCACAAGGUUUCAUCAUUUCAAAGAUGGGAUCUGCUCCUGCAGCGAUUACUGGUAAGCUCGACGGUGUGCAGCUUACACAAUGGUAUUAAAUUUAAGGGCAUGCUUUUAUUACAAGAGCAAUGCUCUCACACUCUUCACCUUGAAGUUGAUUUGUAAUCAGUUAUUCACAAAAGGAACACCGCAACCUUCAUUGCUCUAGCAUCGAAUUAAAUCUCCUAUUGAGUUAGUUUGCGAUGGGUGUUGAUGUUGAAUUACUCUAAUGGUAUUUAAGUUAUAUGGGCAGAUAUUGUGUUAGAAUACGGAGAAUUUGUUAACUUCGUUAGUUGUUUGUUUAGUUAGGGAUGUAUUUGUAUAAAUAGGGGAAUUAUGGAGUUAGAAUUUUGAAUAUUGUAAACAUUGUGAUUUGUGAAUAGAGUAGUGACUCUACCGUGAAAGGGAAACCCUUGGAGGAGAGAUUAUCUCCUAUUCAUUCUUAUAUUCUUAAUUCAAUUGUUCUUUCUAUUCCAUUAAAUUCUUGGGUA